This is a messenger RNA of Malurus melanocephalus (red-backed fairy wren), 620 nucleotides long. Its product is annotated as ovomucoid-like. NCBI's taxonomy places the organism in Eukaryota, Metazoa, Chordata, Aves, Passeriformes, Maluridae. The record is from RefSeq and is a predicted model, not a curated record. Gene Ontology annotation, molecular function: protein binding; serine-type endopeptidase inhibitor activity. The coding region runs from base 232 to 480 and encodes 82 amino acids. The transcript is spliced from 4 exons.
UUCCUGGCUUACAGCACGGCUUACCUCUGUUGAGGGUGACACUGAGACAAAGGAGUGGAAAUGUUGCUCCAGGAUAAGGGUGGAUAAGGCAAAUAUGAACAYGCACAAACACACACACCCCCCCAGCCGCGCAGGCGUCCAUAUAAGCGUGGUUGCCACCCCAGGACGGAAUCCAGGCUGUGAUUCCUUAGCAAAAGCCAAGCUCUGCUGCUCACAGCUGCUCCAGCCACCAUGAAGACCACGGGCRUGUUGCUGCUUCUCUCUCUGGCCCUUUUCUGCAUCUCAGUCCCAGUUACUGAUGCGCUUCAGUCUGCAUCCGUGUACUGUGGUAACCAGAGGACCUUCAGGCCUAUGUGCACCAUGGAGUACRUCCCACACUGCGGAUCUGAUGGGGUCACGUACUCCAACAAAUGCAUGUUCUGCAACGCAUUUGUGAGGAGCCGUGGAAAUCUUCGCUUGAGAUCUCUUAAUGCAUGUUAAGCUCUCAACAAAAUUCACCUGACAGAGGAUCCCCCCUGACAAUAUUCCCCAUGGCAGAUGUCUUCCUAAACCCUCACCCUGACCCUUCAAAAAACUUCUGAUCAAUAUUGAAACCUCUGCUUAAUAAACAACAAAAAAUU